Cygnus atratus (black swan) is the source of this 2621-nucleotide messenger RNA. RefSeq names its product DNA polymerase alpha 2, accessory subunit (gene POLA2). The coding region runs from base 1 to 1821 and encodes 606 amino acids. Gene Ontology annotation, cellular component: alpha DNA polymerase:primase complex. The transcript is spliced from 18 exons. The record is from RefSeq and is a predicted model, not a curated record. Gene Ontology annotation, biological process: DNA replication; DNA replication initiation. Gene Ontology annotation, molecular function: DNA binding. NCBI's taxonomy places the organism in Eukaryota, Metazoa, Chordata, Aves, Anseriformes, Anatidae.
AUGGCGGAGCCGGGCUUGGAACCGGGGCCGGGACCGGGACCGGGACCGGGAACGGCCGAGGCGGUGCUGCGGGAGCUGGCGCUCUUCGAGCUGCGUUGCGACGGGGAGGACGUGGCCGAGAAGCUGCUGGAGCUGAGCCUGACGCACCGGCUGGGCCCCGUGCCGCUGGCCAACGAGCUGCUGGCCUUCGUCACCAGCAAGGACCUCGACCCCCAGCUCACCCUCGACAGCCUCGCCGCCUUCGAGCACGAGGUCCUCGCCAAGAGGGGCAGCAGAGCCUCCCGGAGGCCGAGCAGCCGCCACGGCGGCCUCCGCGACGUCCACUCCUUGCAGGAGCUGCUGGACGAGGACGAGGAGGAGGAGGAGGAGCUGCUGGACGCCUACACCACGCCGUCCAAGACCACCCAAAAACGCCCCGGCGGCCCCCCCGCCACCCCCCGCCCCAAGCGGCCCCCCUCGUCCCGCAGCCCCUACGCGCUGUUCUCCCCCUCCAGCCUCUCCCCCAGCGCCACCCCCCCCCAGCAAUACGCCGCGCGGGGGGGCCGGGGCGAGGUGGUCGCCUCCUUCGGCGGCCCCCAGACCCUUUUUGGGGGCUCCGGCGGCUGCGCCCCCAAACUUUUCACCGCCCCCGACGACUCCCUGACCAAAUCCUACAAAUUCAUGUUCCAAAAACCCCUCGACGUCCGCGAAGCGCUUUGCUGGCGGAUCGAGGAGCUCGGCGCCGCGCUCCGGACCCACCACGGCCUCGAGGACUUCGCCUCGGCGCUCCUCCCGGCUCAGGAACCCGUGACGGUGCUGGGCCAAAUCGCCUGCGACAGCAACGGGAAGCUCAACGCCAAGUCGGCCGUGCUGGAGGGCGACCGGCAGCGCUCCGCGGGCGCCCGCGUCCCCCUCGACCUCUCCGAGCUCCCCGAAUUCUCCCUCUUCCCCGGCCAGGUCGUGGCCGUGGAGGGGACCAACAGCACCGGGAAGAAGUUGGUGGUGUCCAGGCUCUACGAGCCCCAGCCCCUUCCCUUCCCCUCCCCUCCGCCGCCAGCCGCAGGGGCCGAGCAGCGGGCGGUGCUGGUGGCCUGCGGGCCCUACGCCACCUCCGACAGCGUCGCCUUCGACCCCCUCUCCGACCUCCUGGACGUCAUCGCCCGCGACCGCCCCGACGUCUGCGUCCUGUUCGGGCCAUUCGUUGACGCCAAGCACGAGCAGGUGGAGAACUGCCAGCUCCCCGCCUCCUUCGCCGACGUCUUCAAGCUCUGCCUCAAGAUGAUCCUAGAAGGGACCCGAAGCGCCGCCCCGCACCUGGUGCUGGUGCCCUCGCCCCGGGACGUGCACCACGACUGCGUUUACCCGCAGCCGCCCUUCCCCUGCCCCGAGCUGCCCAAGGAGGACAGAGCGCGCGUGCUCUUCGUCUCGGACCCCUGCACCCUGGACAUCGACGGCACCGUCUUCGGCCUCACCUCCACCGACCUCCUCUUCCACAUGGGCGCCGAGGAGAUCAGCUCGUCGGGGAGCUCGGACCGGUUCACGCGGAUCCUGCGCCACGUCCUGACGCAGCGGAGCUACUACCCGCUGUACCCGCCCUCGGAGGAGCUCAACGUGGACUACGAGAGCUUCGCGCGCUUCGCCUGGCUGCCCGCCACCCCGCACGUCCUCGUCACGCCCUCGGAGCUGCGCUACUUCGUUAAGGACGUGCUGGGCUGCGUCUGCCUCAACCCCGGGCGGCUGACGAAGGGCCGGGUGGGCGGCACCUACGGGCGCCUCCUGCUGCGGCCCCGCGACCCCGAGCGCCGCAACCCCUGCGUCUCGGCCCAAAUCGUCAAAAUCUGACCCCAAAAAAUCCACCCCGGUCCCCCCACGGGCGGGAUCUCCGCCGAUCUCUUCGGAUCGCCACGGAAAAAUAAACGGCCGGGCCCGAACGGCGACGUUAAUGAAUUACUAACGAGCAGAAGCAGGAGGGUUUUUUCUUGGGAUUUCGACAGGUUUGGGGGUCGUCAGCCUCAGCUCCCCCCUCGCGGGACCCCGAGGUUUAAUUAAUCACCGAGUAAUUAAUUUGCAGGCGCCCCCCAGGCGCACAAAUCGCCGAUUUCCAGACGGGGCACGGUGUCAGGUUUGGCCCCGAGCCCUUUUUUUUUUUUGCCGUUUUCUGCCUCAAAUCCACAGCUGGGAAACCCCCCAAAGUUUUAGGGAACAGCGUCAGUGCUAAUUAAUUUUCUGCUGUUAAUUACCUCGUUAGUACUGCCGCCACCUCGUGUGGGUUUUGGGGUGCCGCUCCUGCGCCUGUAAUCCUGGAAAUAAAGCAAAAUGUGGGGGAAAACGGUGCAAGAGGCGAUUUUAGUGCUUUUUGGUGCUGCCUCCCUGGUGGGUUUUGGGGUUUUUCCUCCUUUUUUCCUCUUUUUGUUGUUUUUUCCCUCAAUUUUAUCGCCGUGUUUGACGCCGCUCAGCCACCUCGAUGGAGUCUUGGGUGCCUCUAUCCCACCCCAAAUCCACGUUUAGGGGAAAAAACGGGGGAAAAAAGGGAUUUAGGGUGGGAGCUCCCCUCGCCCUUUCCAUCCUCAGCAGCGGGUGAUGCGGGGCUGGGCCCCGAAAUUUCUCUUUUUCACCCCAAAUAUCCACACAAAGCGUCUCGG